CCUUGGUGUCUGCUCAUUUCACAAACGCCUAAAAGUAGGCAUUGCACAGACAUCUAGCUUCGGAUCAGCAGCGUUCUCUGCGCAACGAUGCAAAUCCAGAGCAAUAUACAGAGUGUGAACUCGAUUUUCGGCUGCAACUCGUCGGGUCAUAGUGGCAUCAACCAGCUCGGUGGCGUGUACGUGAACGGGCGGCCGCUGCCCGACUCCACCCGGCAGAAGAUCGUCGAGCUGGCGCACUCGGGCGCGCGCCCCUGUGAUAUUUCCCGCAUCCUGCAGGUCUCCAAUGGGUGCGUUAGCAAAAUACUCGGCCGGUACUACGAGACGGGCUCGAUCAAACCGCGAGCCAUCGGCGGCAGCAAGCCCCGCGUGGCGACGGCGGCCGUAGUGUCGAAGAUCGCGGAGUAUAAGGCUGAAUGUCCGAGCAUUUUCGCUUGGGAGAUACGCGACCGUCUGCUUUCGGAGGGCACCUGCAACAACGACAACAUACCGAGCGUGUCAUCCAUCAAUCGUGUCUUGCGAAAUCUAGCAUCGAACAAGGAAACGUCGUCGCAGAGCAAUGAGACGGUGUACGAGAAAAUCAAACUAUUCAACAACACCAGCGGCCACUGGACCUGGUGCCAGAACAUUGGUAGCGGUCAGUUCAACUUCUCCUCGCACCCGAUUCCCCAUCUGUCGCUUAAAUCAUCCGCCGAGCAGCCUUCCAAGCCAGCCAACUGUUGCCUGGAAGAGAUGAGUGAUAAAUACUCGUCCGAAGACGACGAGGACUCCGAGCUUCGCCUGAAGCUGAAGCGAAAACUGCAACGAAAUCGAACAUCGUUCACGAACGAGCAGAUCGAAAAUUUAGAACGAGCAGAAUUCGAGCGCACCCACUACCCGGACGUGUUUGCCCGCGAACGGCUGUCCGAGCGGAUCCAGCUGCCGGAGGCACGCAUACAGGUAUGGCUAGGGACACGGUCAGGUAUGGUAAACCAGGUAAAUUGCAAUCCACUGUAUAUCAACAAUAGUCUGAUAGCCAAAGUCGUACGUGUGAUAAACUGGGUGCUGGUACAGUGUCGGUAAGUUACUUCCCAUACUCCAUAAAAGGGAAUUUAUGUUAAGUAGUAGAUGAACGAGCAUAUGGAAUGGUUGGGUUUCCAGUCUUCUCAUUCCCAGCACGAAUCGAUGAAAUUCAUCCCCCCCGUGGAAUCGCUGUUCCGGUGGUAA
Molecule: messenger RNA, 1203 nt
Organism: Anopheles coustani
Lineage: Eukaryota; Metazoa; Arthropoda; Insecta; Diptera; Culicidae
Gene: toy
Product: paired box protein Pax-6
Exons: 5
Coding region: 88-1059 (323 amino acids)
Biological process (GO): regulation of transcription by RNA polymerase II; anatomical structure development
Molecular function (GO): RNA polymerase II cis-regulatory region sequence-specific DNA binding; DNA-binding transcription factor activity, RNA polymerase II-specific
Source: RefSeq, a predicted model, not a curated record